This is a messenger RNA of Siniperca chuatsi (mandarin fish), 1158 nucleotides long. It is a transcript of the gene tmem54a, whose product is annotated as transmembrane protein 54a. The record is from RefSeq and is a predicted model, not a curated record. NCBI's taxonomy places the organism in Eukaryota, Metazoa, Chordata, Actinopteri, Centrarchiformes, Sinipercidae. The transcript is spliced from 6 exons. The coding region runs from base 145 to 882 and encodes 245 amino acids.
GGUGGAAGGUGACGCCUGUGUGUACGCAGGUGAGCGCCAGUAGAGGAAGACAACGACCCAACGGAAGACGACUGUCAAAAAGCUGGCAGAAAUGACUUUAAACAAUUUGUACACAAAUGUGAUCGAAGGGAAAUAGAAUCCACCAUGGGGAAUUUAGGAGUAUGCUCUGCCAACCUCAAGGACAACAAAGCCCUAAUGAAGAUGGGGUUGGGGCUGGUGCUGGUGGGCCAUUUCAACUUUCUUCUUGGAGCACUGGUGCACGGCGCUGUGCUCAGGCACAUCAGCGUGCACUCUGAGUCCCGGACCAUGGUGUACGCCAUCUCUAAUGUCAUUGCCAUUGUGGCAGGCUUGGUGGGAAUUGUUGGUGGAAUAACGGCCAUUGUCCUGUCCAAAAACAAGAAAAACAGGAUCCUGCAGUGGGUCUUGUUGGUCUUCAGCUUCCUGGCAGGUCUCUUGGCAGUUGCCUCCACCCUGGGCUUGUCACUUUCUAUGGUAACAGCCAUUGUUCAAAAAGGAUGGAGCCUACUAAAGCACUGCACGUUUCCUGAUGAUAUCAGCUCUUUUAGCAUCACAAACGAAUGCCCCUUUGACCCCACCCGUGUCUAUGAGACAACACUCAUUCUCUGGGUGCCUCUCAUCUUGAUGUCCGUGGUGGAAAUGGUGUUCUCCUUCCGCUGCUUUGCUGUCUGUACUUCAUUCCUUUACCUCUGUCCGUGCAGGAGGAGGCCGACCCAGGCUAAGAGGGUGCGUAUCCAGGAAGCUGUUGAAAUUUCUUCAUUGCCUCCAGCACAAGAUCCAGAGACCGAUGCUACAGCUGAGCCUGCAGAGCAGGAUGAACUGCUGGACCGCGACACUGCAGUGGAGCAGAGCGAAUGGCUCUGAACCAGCUAAACCUAAUGAGAUAGGUUGCUAACUGCUGGGCUCAUCUGUGAAGUUGUUGUAUUGAGUGUGUCUGUUACACACUGAAGACAUUUGUGAGACUUAAGCCAGCAUAGUAAUGGCAUUUUAUUUCCCUCUACAUCAAAAAGAGGGAUUGUUUCUGAAAAUAUUGCAGUUGGUUUGGUUUAAAAUGAUCAGAUUGUGUUGUGUGUAUUGUAUUAUCUUGAACAUACUAAGAGCUGUCAGCUGUAUCUUGACAUUAAAAUGAUUUUUUUUAAA